Molecule: messenger RNA, 2798 nt
Organism: Aspergillus steynii IBT 23096
Lineage: Eukaryota; Fungi; Ascomycota; Eurotiomycetes; Eurotiales; Aspergillaceae
Exons: 1
Coding region: 317-2311 (664 amino acids)
Cellular component (GO): fungal-type vacuole membrane; TORC1 complex
Source: RefSeq, a predicted model, not a curated record
GCGGGGACUUCGACUCAUCCCUCCUUCUUUCCUUCUCUCCACUCCUUUCUGGCUGACGACCCCCCUCCGCCCUCGGUCUUUUUUCCUUUUCCCUUCCGGUCUCUCUUUCUUUUCUUUUUUUUUCUCCAUUCUCCAUUUCCUUUCCCCUCUGAGAUCAAGCAAGCAAUCAAUCAAUCAAUCCACCAAUCGUUGCUUUUCUCCCACUCGUCCAUUCCAUACCUGACACCCGACUCUUCCCGCAGCAGUGACACCCGUGUGGCUGCUUCCAUUGCCUGGUCCCCUUGCGUAUCCUUUUUCCCCUUCUCUCCCUAGCGUCAUGCCGACCUCCAACUCUUCGCCCGUCAAGCGCCCCGGGCUGGGCCGCCGUGCGGUCUCCUCACACGCCGUUGUCACGCGCUCCUCGCAACAACAAAACGACCUGGCCAACUCGCACUCCUCCCACCAGAAACUCCCUCUUCGUCCUCAUCGUCCGCACGUCGUCGGUGGUCAUCGGAACCAUCACCGCAACCCUUCCCACGGCAAGAAUCUCGCCAAAUUUCAGCGUCAUACCUCUCAUACCUCGGUUCAACAUCUCCCGGAAACUACGACGACGACCGGUCGCUACCACCAACGCAAGAAGUCCGCUCCUGCUACGCCCGCUACCAGCCCCCGUGGUACACAUCACGUCCGGUGGGAUGGGGUGGUGGAUAGUCAUCCUACCACGGCUUCGAUGAAGAAGAAUAACUCCAGCCCCGCUCUUCGACGAAAUAACUCCGGCGGUGUUGUCGGCAAGAAGGCCCUGGUGACGUCUCGCCCCAACUCCAGCUCCGGCAAGAAGAAGACAGUAGGUUUCGAGCUGGCGGACUCCGACAACGACGACGGCGACUGGGAGGAUACCACUCAGUCGCCAGAGAGCACUCGACGGAGCUCGGUUGCACAGUCCAAGGAGAGCGUGGAGAACACUGCAGUGCUGGUGGAUCCUCUUACCUUUGUUAAACGCCCCUACCCACAAUUCCCUCGAGCGACCAGCCUUCCGGAGUCAACCAGUAAGAGUUUUGGGGAAGGUCACUCGCCCGACGAAGACGACGACGGCGAAGACUCUGACAGCAAAACAACACGCCCCUCUCAAGAUACCGAAGAGCAAGAAGACGCCGCUGGCCGCAUACCCGACCACGCCGACAUCGCCAAUCGUUUGUUGAGCCCGUCUCACUCCGCCAAAGCUCCGCCCGCCAUGUCUUCCAUCUCCGCCACGGUGAAGCCGACCGCCGUCGACUCCAUCUCUCGUAAUACUUCUCUAACCAACAUCGCGACCGGUCCGGACGGCCUCCGACGCCCUCUCUCAUCCUCGAACCCCCCUUUAGCCAAUACGCCGGGAACCCCAGCUCAGGCCACCUCGUCUUCGAUCGAAGGUGGUGUUUCCAGGUUCAUCAAGACCGGUUUUCCCGCCUCGCUCCGCACGGACUCAGACCCCAAUACUCCCUCCUCGUUCUUACCUCAUUACCACCCGCAAACGCCUCCGUCGCCGAACCGUGCUUCCAGCUCGAGAAGAUCCCGAGCGUCUCCCCCGACUCGCCCCCCAGGUACUGAACCACCUUCCCGCACUCAACAGAAGCUAUGGCUGCAGCGGACGGCGGCUCUCAACACCUCCCCUCCCGAUGCUCAUGGCGUCUCCACCACCGUCUCGCCAUCUACGAUGGACCCGAACUACAUUGCUGCGCGCCCAGGUGCCAGUCCGUUUGACCCCGGGCGCGCCCUCGUCAAUGGAUCUGCUCGAUCCGGCGGAGUGGUCCAUGACAACGAGACUAAGCACAUCCGCAAAGCGUACGAGAAGAUGUCGCUGGAGCUGACGGUAGUCCGACGGUUCCAGUCCCCCACGGGAGACAGUUUCCGCCGGCUGAAUUUCAUCCUCAACGAUAUGAACGGCGCCAAUCUCGGUCAUCAGCGACACUCUUCACUUGGUAAACCGAUCAAGUCUGCACCCGCCUUGACGCAUCUGCAAGACGGUAAGCAGCAGAAGUCCGGUCAGAACAGUCCCAGUCCGGAACCCAGACAACUUGUGGGUCGGCGACAGCCCGCUAUACGUACCUCCGUCUCACAAACCUACCUCCAAGAUCCCGAGGCGCUGGUAAACGACACCGCCGAGGCGAGCCAAUCUGCGAAGUCGCAGCCGCACCCCUCUCACCGCAUUCUCUCCACGUCUGACGAAACCGCUCAGAACAAUCCUGCGGGCGAAGAAGAGUCCGAAGAAGUGCCACCGCCCUACAUGAACGACGAGACCGAAAUGAUGAUCCGUCGCAUGUGGGAUAGUCGUGAAGUGGCCGAGUCCGGCUAGGUGGUUUCUCUUUUACCUGUACACUACAUUGUUGCAAGCCAACGUAUUUGAUUCUUUUGUUCCUUGUCUUUUCGCUCCUGCGUGUUCCUCUGUUCUAGCAAUCCCGGCGUUUCGAUACCGCAACCUGCAUUUAAUUCUUUUGUUUAGCGUACGAGGUCGUUCUGGCGUUAUCUUUAUUUUCGGUUUUCGGUUCUUUACAUUCUUAACUGUCCUUAAUUCUCUUCAUGGUGCUAAUUAUGGCAAAAUAUCGACCAUGACCGUUCUGCGCUUUAUAUUUCUUGGGACCCCCGACAGAACUGUCUCCAUCUUAUGUUUAUUCUGAGGGUCUGGUUCAUUGGCUUUAUUCCUUUUCGUUCUUUCUCGUCAGAUAUUUGCUUGCUCUUUACAUACCAGUAUAGAUAGGUACCUACUUCUACCUCUUUUUAAUAGUGUAAUUAAUUAACUUCUUUCUGACUUGAUGCGAUGAAUGAAUUUGAUCGAACCUGAG